AUGGGAGGCUUGGAAAUUGGAAGGUCUCUUGUGUUCUUGAUGGGUUUCAGCUUCGAAUCUGAGAGAUUGAAGGAACAGUUUGCAAAUGGGAAGGGGCAAAAAGUGAACAUAAGGGAAAAUUCAGUAAAGGGCAAAAUCGGCAAUUCACUAUUCCUAAGCUACAGUCUAGGAACAGUGACUCUCGGAUCAGCUAGCAGGCUAGGGGUGCUGUAA
Molecule: messenger RNA, 213 nt
Organism: Prunus armeniaca (apricot)
Lineage: Eukaryota; Viridiplantae; Streptophyta; Magnoliopsida; Rosales; Rosaceae
Source: the annotation of a GenBank genome assembly